This is a messenger RNA of Hydatigera taeniaeformis, 1827 nucleotides long. The record is from the annotation of a GenBank genome assembly. Lineage: Eukaryota; Metazoa; Platyhelminthes; Cestoda; Cyclophyllidea; Taeniidae.
AUGCAAGUAACCAUCCAAGCCCUCUGCCUUUUGUCGUCAAAUAGUUGCUUGCAUAAAGGUGUGCUAUCUGGUUUCGUUGCAUUUUCCACAGCUUGGAGGAUGAGUGUGAAUGAUUAUGCGAUUCUAAACAGCGGUUAUAAAAUUCCUCGGCUUGGCUUUGGAACCUUUGAAGCUGCCCCAGAUAUCGUUGCGGGUGCGGUCGACGUGGCUCUUAGUACCGGGUAUCGCCACAUCGAUUGUGCUAUGAGCUACGGCAAUGAGAAGGAAGUCGGUGAAGCAAUUAAGACAUCAUUAAAGAAAUAUAACUUAAAACGUGAAGAAAUUUUCAUCACUUCAAAGGCCAUGGAGGGAUUGGUGUCAGCUGGACUCGUCAAGUCAAUUGGUGUAUCUAACUUUAACAAAAGGCAAAUCGAACGCGUACUGUCGAUAUGUACGAUUCCGCCUGCAGUCAAUCAAGUUGAAGUAAAUAUUCACUUCCCAAACACUAAGCUGAUGGAAUUUUGUCACUCCAAGAAUAUUCAGAUUGAGGGUUAUGCACCCCUCGGCUCUCCUGCUUACCUUCAUAGGCUCACAGGUAAGACAAAGUCUCUGAUGGAGGAUGAGAAUGUUGUCGAAAUUGCGCACAAACACAACAGGACGCCUGCGCAAGUGCUACUACGCCAUGGACUCCAAAGGGGCGUUAUUGUCCUUGUGGGAUGUGUCAAUUCAGAGUUCAUCAAGUCUGAUUUUAAUGUGUUCGACUUUGAGCUAACUGACAUGGAAAUGGCGAAGCUUAACAAGACUGCUUCAGAGGGGCGCCUUAUUCAAUGGCCUGGUCAACUGGAGAUGUGUUACCUCUUCGUACGUACAAGUUUCGACGUUGACAAGACUACGGCUGAGCGUUUGGGUUUUCUAUCACCCAAAGAGGUUGUGACGCGAAGUGUUGAGGUGGCCAUGGAUGCUGGGUUUCGCCACAUUGACUGUGCUAUGUUCUACGGAAAUGAAGCAGAAGUUGGUGCAGCAAUAGCAGCAUCCAUGAAGAAGCACAGCCUUAAGAGAGGAGACAUCUUUGUUACCUCAAAGCUUUGGUGUGACAAACAUGCUCCUGCGGAUGUUCGAAAGACGUGUGAACGCUCAAUCAAAGAUCUAGGUGUGGAGUAUUUGGAUCUUUACUUGAUCCAUUGGCCUGUUUCUUUCCAGCACAAGGAGGGUUAUAAUUUUGAUAUCCAUGAUCCAAACUGCAUUGUGUAUGAAUAUCACAAAAUUGAGGAUACAUGGAAGGCUAUGGAGGAGUUGGUUUCGGUUGGACUUGUCAAAUCGAUUGGUGUCUCAAACUUUAGUAUAGGUCAACUGGAUCGCAUUCUGGGAGUAUGCUCAAUUCCGCCAGCCGUGAAUCAGGUUGAAGUAAAUAUAAACUGGCUUAACACGAAACUGAUUGAAUUUUGCCAUUCUAAGAAUAUUCACGUUGAGGACUACGCACCUUUUGGUUCUCCUGGAUUUAUGAAAAGUAAAGAAAAAUCUAUUUUGGAGUAUGAGGACGUUGUUGAAAUUGCACGAAAACACAAUAAGACACCUGGACAGGUGCUUUUGCGCCACGGGCUUCAAAGGGGUCUCAUUGUUCUCACCAAAAGUGUCCAUCCGGAGCGUAUCAAAUCGAAUUUUGAUGUAAGGCUGAAGUGGAUAAUUUUUUUUGUCAAACUAUUUGGUCGAUCUAUCCCCAUCACUUGCAUUUUUAAUGAUUUUUGUCUGCUUUUCACGAAGGUGUUUGAUUUCGUGCUAACUGAUGCGGAAAUGGACAAACUUAACAAAGCUGGGUUGAAUAAGCGCCUUUUCGCAAUCCCAGCGUAA